AGAGUCCGCCGUUAAACGCGUCACGUGGGUCGUUUGGUUCCCUCUCACUUAACAGCAGAGGCUCCAUUUUGUGUUUGCGGUCUCAGUCGACAGUCAGCAAGGAAAUACUGCUAGGACCACCUAAGGAAAACUUUACCAACAACACCAACAUGAGUGGAUGUCGUAUUUUCAUCGGCCGUCUGAGCCCGUCUGCCAGAGAGAAGGAUGUGGAGAGGUUCUUCAAAGGAUACGGCCGCAUCCGAGAUAUUGACCUCAAGCGAGGCUUUGGGUUUGUGGAGUUUGAUGACCCCAGGGAUGCUGAAGAUGCUGUUUAUGAGCUUGAUGGCAAAGAGUUGUGCAAUGAAAGGGUAACCAUCGAGCACGCCCGUGUACGUCUGCGAGGUGGCCGUGGCAGAGGAGGCAGCACUGGAGGAGGAGGAGGAGGACGUUUCUCUGAUCGCUAUGGCAGAGGAUCCCAGAACAGUCGGAGUCGAAAUCCUCCUCCGAUGCGCACUGAGAACCGCCUGAUUGUGGAAAACUUGUCAUCUCGUGUCAGCUGGCAGGACCUGAAAGAUUUCAUGAGACAAGCUGGAGAGGUGACAUUUGCAGAUGCACAUCGCCCCAAGCUCAACGAAGGAGUGGUUGAGUUUGCCUCAUACAGCGAUCUGAAAAACGCCCUUGAAAAACUGUCUGGAAAAGAAAUCAAUGGCAGGAAAAUCAAGCUCAUUGAGGCAGCCAAGAAGAGGUCGAGAAGUCGUUCCCGGUCAGAGAGCUCCUCCCGCUCACGGUCCCGUUCUCGUGGUCGCUCUCCAUCUCGCUCGCCUAGACGCUCUCGCAGCCCCGCCAAGGCCCACAACCGUUCCCGUUCCCCCAGUGGCUCACCCUCCGGCGGUGCCGCCUCCCCAUCAGCGAAAUCCAAGGAUGCCACUAAACGUUCCUCAAAAACGAGCAAGUCUGCCAGCCCGCACUCCCCUCUGCCUGCCCAGAGGGCCUCUCGCUCUCGCUCCCGUUCCCGCUCCCGCUCUCGCUCCCGUUCCAGAUCUCGCUCUCGUUCUCGCUCUACUGACAGCCAGCGCUAAAGGUUGUGUUUAAGUUUAACAGGAAUCACCAGUUGGAACAACUUGUUUCAGCAGUAUAAUCAGCUUGGAGGUGUUUGCACACUGGAGCUCCCAUGACCCCCUCUGAAAGCUGAGACAAGCGUUUCCCUCAAGUAAAGUUUUUUUUUUUAGUUUUUCUUGUCUGGAUUGUCAUCCUCAACAGUCCUCAAGGUUUUCACAUUUAAAACACAUGUCGUACAGAAACAAUGAUAUUAAGUCAGAUAUUUUAUUGUCAUUUUAAAGUUAAAUAAUUUAAACAGAAGACCGUUGUACCGUUGAGUGACUCCUCACCUCCAAAUUUACUCAUCCAGCUUAGCUGCAGGUCCAGUUCUGAUCCAGCACCAUUAUUUCUUGUCACAGAAACACCAAAUCGAACCAGCACUGCCAUUAUUGGGCCUCUAACGUUGGUCAUCUUUACACUUUGAAAAACUUUGAAGAGGGAACCUGUGUUUUUCAGCAGUAAUAGAAUACUUUUGAUAAGUCAUGUGACCACUUUCUUUACUGUUUUGCGAUACUUUUGUUGUUGCUUGUCAGUAGGAAGAUUGAUCCUUUUUCUUUUUUUUACAUUUUUGUCCUUAUCACUCGCGUUUUCCAAGUCCUUUCACCUCUUUCCCCAUAUUUUCUGACCUGCUGUAUCUACCACAGAUGGUGUAUGCCAUAUCUAUAACUUAAAAUGCUUGCAUGUGCUUUUGUUUGAUCGAAAUUUAGACUUAUUAGUAUUGAAAAUAUUUUAUUUGUACUUAAAGCUCAAAAACAAACCAUUGCAACUGGCAUUGGCAGCUUCAGUACCAAGAGCACUGUACAAUGACAUUGUUCCAGCAGUUGAACAGCUGCACAGUAAAAUAACGGUUGAUUUCAUGGAUCGUGCAGUUGACUGUUGAACUGUCUUGUUGGGAGAUGUAAUACUCUUGAGGAUAAGGUCAACACUUUAAUUUCAACACUUUAAAAUGGUGUUGCAUACAGAAUGUUUAUUCUAGCGUUGUAAUUUACUUGUUUUUGUUUUGAUAUAGGGGUUUUGUGUACAGCAUUGCAGACUUUGAUUUUACAUACGUGUGUAUUAUACUUGUUGGUACUGUGACUGAUGUUACUGUGGUGACUGAACGUGUAGACAAGAGUUUGGAAAAUGCGACAUUUUUGUAAAUAAGGAUUUUAUUUUCAGUGGGAAAAAAAAAAUAUGAUGGGCGUUUGUAUGGUUUAGGAAGACAAUUGACUAAAACAAUAAAACUGUUUUAAUUAAAACAUGA
Micropterus dolomieu (smallmouth bass) is the source of this 2320-nucleotide messenger RNA. It is a transcript of the gene srsf5b, whose product is annotated as serine and arginine rich splicing factor 5b. The transcript has 8 exons. NCBI's taxonomy places the organism in Eukaryota, Metazoa, Chordata, Actinopteri, Centrarchiformes, Centrarchidae. The coding region runs from base 150 to 1058 and encodes 302 amino acids. The record is from RefSeq and is a predicted model, not a curated record. Gene Ontology annotation, molecular function: mRNA binding. Gene Ontology annotation, cellular component: cytoplasm; nucleus; ribonucleoprotein complex.